Haemonchus placei is the source of this 950-nucleotide messenger RNA. NCBI's taxonomy places the organism in Eukaryota, Metazoa, Nematoda, Chromadorea, Rhabditida, Trichostrongylidae. The record is from the annotation of a GenBank genome assembly.
GUGAGAAGGCAUACUGCAAUGUAUGCGGGAAGAGAGGCCACCUGGCAGUGACGUGCUGGAAGAGCCCCAGGACUGGCCAAAAAGUUUCCCGCCGAGUACAUUGGUGUGAGGAGCCCGCUGGAAGCUCCGACAGUGAAGAGGAACUAGUGACUCAGAGCGUGAACAAAGUAGCUGUGUCACGACUUAUCCACUGUCGUCGAGCUAGGCCGCGGAAGGUGACGCGGAACGGUGUGAGGCGAGUGGAGGACAGCCCGGAAACUGGACAAGGCAGUCCCAUCGCAUCGGCAGUCCGAUGGGAAACAGGCACCAGAAAUGUGGAGUGCCGGAAUGGAGAGGUGGUAGCCGCUGAUAUGGUUGGAGAUGUUGAAGUGGACCGGUGGUCUUGCGAGCCACCGAGAAUGCUGGAGAUGGAAGUGAAUGGGAACAAGAUCCCAUUCGAGCUAGAUACCAGUGCAUCUCUUUCCAUUAUUGACGAGAAGACAUGGAAUAGUGGGAUGGUUCACAAGGUUAAACAAAUGCCCAAUAUAGAAAUCAAAAGAGAAAUUGUGCAUAUGCUGGACAACAACAAGAGGUUGUUCCAAGAUGAUUUGGGCAAGUGCUCGGCUGCACGAGCAAAGUUGAAGUUUNAAGAUGAACUAGUAGUGCCUAAGUUUUUCAGAGCUAGGGCAAUACCUAUUGCGUUGGGCCCCGUCGGGACCACAAGUGGCGGCGCAGAAGAAGCCGAGGCGUCGUCCGCAGCGCCGUGGCAGGGUGCUGUGAUCGGCGCUGAAGGGCAUACAGCGGGACCUCCGGAGAAGAAGUUACAGCCGAUCUUCAAGAAGAGAAGUAAGAAGCCGCAGCAGCCAGUCAAGAAGACGUUCGAGGAGUUACAGUCGAUCGCUAAGAAGACAAGCAAGAAGCCGCAGUCGGUCAGUGCGGCGACGAUCGCGAAGCGCGGAUCCGAGCCGUGA